Messenger RNA from Engraulis encrasicolus (European anchovy), 4840 nucleotides. RefSeq names its product PH and SEC7 domain-containing protein 4. The transcript is spliced from 17 exons. NCBI's taxonomy places the organism in Eukaryota, Metazoa, Chordata, Actinopteri, Clupeiformes, Engraulidae. The record is from RefSeq and is a predicted model, not a curated record. Gene Ontology annotation, molecular function: guanyl-nucleotide exchange factor activity. The coding region runs from base 713 to 4426 and encodes 1237 amino acids. Gene Ontology annotation, biological process: regulation of ARF protein signal transduction.
AGCAGCAUAGCUCUCCACGGUCAGCGCUCCUCCAAUCAAGGCACGUCCCCUUUGCAAUUGUAUCGGCAUUUGGCACCCUACCAACGGCCUCACCUCCACGCGCACUCGUAAUGUCGUUGCCAAGGCUAGGUUACCAUUUGUGCCGGGACAAAUGUGUCAGAAGAACUUAACACCACCUGGGAGGAGAAGAAGAACAGAGCAAAGACAAGAACAGCGCAGUUAAGUUGUUUUUGUUCUGCGUAGCUGGUAGCCCAUUUUGCUGGCACAUUUUUCUGACACCUGAGGCUGGGGCUCGUGCCAUGGCACGCGAGCUAGGGCAGCGCACGCACGCUGGUUUGUGAUGGUCAGAGGCUGCAGGACUCCGAACAACUUUUGUUUCUCUCAUUCACCGACUAGCUCAGAGACUAACCUGAGUGUCCACAUCGACAGCAGGGUAGUGUCUGCUUGAACUUGACUCUGGAAGCCAGGAGCCAACUACAUCACGACAGGAAACAACUGAAGGCAGUAUGGACCCGGAUGUUGGUUAGAAGAUAUAGCAGCUGACACUGAAGCGAGUGUUGAAACACCCUCUCUCUUUCUUUGGCCUCUGAAAGCCGAGACGAUGUCGCUGCUGCUGCGGUGGCGGUGUUCAGCGGAUAUCAAAAUGAACGCCGCUCUCGCCUCCCUUGACUGACACGGACCACCGACAGACAUCCUUUCAUCACGAUUCAAGAUGGAGGAAGAGGGGCCCAGCGGUCCCCACGUCGCAGGAUAUCCUAGUACUGCCACUGUAACCGUCAGUGGUGACACCUUUGACAAUGGCGUUGCCAAGGAUCUCCAUGGUAGCGUGACGCUGCCCAGCUGCAGCGUGCCCAUGCUGUGUACGGACGAGCCGGACUCCCUGGCCGCGUACCCCAUCACCCUUCCCAGCGUGCCUCUCUCCUUCGCCACAGUGCUGUGGGACGUCUCCACCAGCCCCCCGGCCUCCGCCUCCACCGACCUCUCACCCGGUACGGACGGCGGCUCCUCCCUGGCCGACGAGCUGAGCAUGUGCGGCAGCAUCACCCCAGACUGGGUCGUGAACCCGCUGUCUCUGGUGCCGCCCACGCCCACGGAGCGCGUGGUGCCUGAUGGCAUGCUACCUGAUGGUAAUGGGGUCACGUUACCACAAGCUGAGAUCUCAGAGUCCAACAAACAGAACUGUGAUGAUACGGGGGAUGAGAUGACCUCAUAUUCGAUGGGGACCGGGGAUAAAGAGAUGAGUCAGCCUGCAGAGUCCACAGUGGCAGACGUGACCUCGGUGGAAGACGAGAGGCAAGAGGAGAUGUCCGACCUCCCAGAAUGCAAUAGUCAUCUUGAUGAUCCUGAACAGGAUGCAUCCUCUGCCGUGAUGGAGUGCCAGUCAUGUCCAGAGCCAGACGCAGAGAAUUUCACAGACACAUGCUCGGACACGCACACAGACACACAGUCUCAGCAGCACUGUGGUUCUGAUGGAGAAGAAGACGCAGACAUUCUGGAAAAAGAGGAGGAGGAUGAGGAAGAGGACAACGAAGAGGAGGAGGCACAGGAUGAGAGGGAGAACACCAGAAAUCAUUCGCCUCAAGAUGAAGAGCACGUGUGGACGAACAGCAGCCUCCUCUGUCAGGAGGAUGCAGAAGGGCAGCCAUCUGCGCUGAGCAUGGUGGGAGCGAGCACAGGGGAAAUACCAUCAGUGUCAGGGGAAGACGAACAGCGCAGCAGCCCUGCUGAAGAGGCCUCCCCGUCUGCCCACCAGAUGAUGAGCACCAUCACCCCACCACCACCACCACCACCACCACUAGGCCCUAACGAGCUCCAGGAAUGCACCCAGCCCCCAGAGGAAGACUCCCCGCUGUCGAGCAACCUCCUGGGGCCGGGGGGCCCUGCCGAGUCGGGGGAAGAGCUCCAGCUUCAGUCCGAGAGCUCCACUGGCCCGCGAGACAUUUCACACCAUGAGGAGGGGUCACAUGGGUUAGAUCAGGGUGAAGGGUCAGAGGUGACUCUGUCAACGCAUGUGGCCGAGACGUCCACGUUGUUGUUGAUCGAACUGGAGACUAGGGAGAGUGUAGAGGAGGAGGGAAGGACUGCGAGCAGUCAGCUUUUGGUGUGUGUGGAUGGUGUGGAGGUGGGAGAGACUGAUCUUGACAUGGAGGAGGUGGUGGAGGAGGAGGAGAAGUGUUCAGAGGAGGUGGUGAAGGAAGUGGUGGAAGAGGAGCAGCAGGAUUUGGCUGAGCAGUCAGAAGUGGAGGACAUGGAGGCUGAGGAGCAACAAGAAGGUUCUGACCAAUCAGCAGUCACGGAACACUCGCCAAGUCCGGUGGAACCCACAGAGAUUGUAGAACAAUCUAACGAGACAGAACAGUCGCCAUUGUCAACAGCGGAAUCAGAACCUUCAGAAAUGGACCAGACAAAGGCAGAACUUGUAGAGGAAACAAUGGAAGCUGGACUUUCAGUUGAGACCAGUGAAACGGAGCAUCCAGAGGAGACCGCCAUGGAGGAUACAGACAUGACUGAAGCAGUCGAACAGUCAGAAAAGGCUCAGGGAGGAGAGUUGAGUGAAACUAGUCACAAUGAAGAUCCGGUAGAGACAGACCAUUCAGAAGAGACACAACAGACUGAAGCCAAAGGGGGCGAGGAGAGCAAACAAGCAGGGGAGUCUGAGUCAGAACAGUCUCCAACUGACCAAUCAGAAGGAGCUGGUCAGACUGACCGACAGGGACAGUCUGAGAUCAACCAAUCAGAGGAAUGCGCUGAGCACACAGAGGCUUCAGAACAGACUGAAAUAGCAGACAAGAAUGACACAGAAACAUCUCUGAGCACUGCUGUGAACGAGAACUCCUUAGAUAGACAAAUGGAGAAUAAGAAGGAGGAGCAGGAGGAAGAGGAAGAAGAAGAAGAGGAAGAAGAAGAAGAAGAGGAGGAGGAAGAAGAAGAAGAGGAAGAGAAGAAGGGAGUAGAGGAGCGGUACAUGAACGGAGGAGUGGACAGGGAGGAGGCGCGGAGGCUGGCUGAGAAACUGUUCAGGCUGGAGGGCAUCCACCGCACAGAUGUGGUGCGACACCUGGACAAAGAUAAUGAUUUCAGCUGUGCAGUUGGGGAGGAGUACCUCAAGUUCUUCGACUUCACAGGCCAAACUCUGGACCAGGCUUUGAGGUCGUUUCUGAAGGUGGUGGUGUUAAUUGGGGAGACUCAGGAGAGAGAGCGGGUGCUGCAGAGAUUCUCCAGCCGCUUCCAUGAGUGCAACACACACACCUUCUCCUCACCAGGUUCAGUUCUGACUCUGACCUGCGCCAUGAUGCUGCUCAACACUGAUCUGCAUGGACAGAAUGUGGGUAAAGCUAUGACCCAGUCCAGCUUUGUGACGAACCUGGAUGGCAUGAAUGAGGGAGAGAACUUCAGCAAGGAUCUGCUCAAGGGCCUGUACAACGGCAUCAAGAAUGAACCCCUGGAGUGGGCCGUUGAUGAGAAGGAGCUUCAGAGCUCCAUGAUGUGUCCGGAGGAUGUGGGUGUGGAGUCCUCGAUGCGCUCCAGGGCCAACCCCUUCCAGAGCGUCGCCCACGACAAGAAGGCCACCGUCUUCCACAAGGGCUUCCUCAAACGCAAGGCACACGCAGACAUCGACGGCAAACGCACGCCGUGGGGCAAAAGGAGUUGGAAGACGUUCUAUGCUGUGCUGAAGGGGAUGGUGCUCUACCUACAGAAGGAUGACUACAGUUCAGACUGGCAGAGUUCGGAGGAGGUGGUGAGUGUGCACCACGCGCUGGCGGAGAGGGCGGUGGACUACACCAAGCGGCCGUACGUCUUCCGCCUGCAGACCGCCGACUGGAGGGUCUUCCUCUUCGAGGCAGCUUCCACAGAGCAGAUGUGUGCCUGGAUUUGUCGUAUUAACCUGGUGGCGGCGCUCUACUCCUCCCCUCCGUUCCCGGCUGCUGUGGGCUCCCAACGCAGGUUCACACGACCCAUCCUACCCGCGUCACAGUCAUCACUCGCUCAGGACAAGCAGCUGGAGUCCCAUGGUGCCAUGCUGCAGGCGUUCCAGGAGGACCUGACCCAGCUGCAGCAGAGCCUGCCGGAGGGCCGCAAGCACAAGGCCAGAGAACUGGAGGAACACAAGAUCAAAGAGGAGUACCUGCAGCACGAGAGGAGCCGCUACGAGGUGUACAUGCAGAUGCUGGAGGCCUGGAGCUGUCUGAAGCGCGCCUCCACCUCCGAGGUCACGGCCACCCAGCUGGGCCAGUUCGACCAGCAGGUGUGUAAGGAGGCGCUGGAGGAGGGAGAGGAGGAGGACGAAGCGGACGGGGGGAUGAAGAGGUCCCACUCCCUCGAGCUGGAGACCGCGCCCCCUCCCGUUGUUAAAGUCAGACGCAACAUCUCAGAGAGACGCACCUACCGCAAGAUCAUCGUCCCGCGACGCAACCGUGAGACUUAAUCGCUUAGGGCGUCAGACUUGUAGCCCAAAGGUUGCCGCUUCGACUCUUGACCCACCAGGUUGGUGGGGGGAGUAAUUAACCAGUGCUCUUCCGCAUCCUCCUCCAUGACUGAGGUACCCUGAGCAUGGUACCGUCCGCCGCACUGCUUCCUUGGGGUGCCAUUAGGGGCUGCCCCCUUGCUUGGGUGAAGCAUACAGUAAAUGCAAUUUCAUUGUGUUUUGUGUGCCGUGUACACCUGUGAGCUGUGUAAAAUGACAAUGGUAGUGGAGCUGUGACCUUGUCACGAGUUGUGACAUCAUCAUCCUGCAAUACGACUGCUAGCCUGCGGCAGCUGCAAUAUCUCCAAGAGACAUACUACCAUGCCUCCCUUUUGUAAAGCAACCUUGGCUUACUUGAAAGGCGCUAUAUAAAAG